This is a messenger RNA of Lolium rigidum, 3065 nucleotides long. RefSeq lists its product as uncharacterized. The coding region runs from base 819 to 2675 and encodes 618 amino acids. The record is from RefSeq and is a predicted model, not a curated record. Gene Ontology annotation, molecular function: DNA helicase activity. The transcript has 2 exons. Gene Ontology annotation, biological process: DNA repair; telomere maintenance. Lineage: Eukaryota; Viridiplantae; Streptophyta; Magnoliopsida; Poales; Poaceae.
CAUUUAGGUAUGCAGUAUACUGAUGCUCAUGAGUUGUCUACGAAAACUCGCAAAACAAUUACAAUGCUUGAUUAUUACGCAUAUUGUUGCCACUACAGACCUGGCCAGUACAACCCAUAUUUAUGCUGCGGUAGAGCUACUUCCCAGAUACAAGUUGACAGCUUUGCAUGCUUAGAAGAAAACCGCCUUUGGUUUAUAGUUCGCAAACAAAAGGAAUUAAGAUCUGAAAAUUUUCAAACGAUUAUGGAUGCUGUAGGUGAGGGUUGUAUUGAUGGAGAGAAAAUAGGUCGUAAAACUGUGCUCCCAGGGUCCUUUACAGGAGGUAUGAGAUACUAUGUUCAGCACUAUCAGGAUGCUAUGGCCAUCUGCAGAGUGCAUGGUGGUCCUGAUCUCUUUAUUACUUUUACUUGCAAUUCUAAAUGGCCAGAAAUUGCUGAGGCACUCCGUUUUGAACCUGGACAAUGCCCAGCAGACCGUCCAGACAUUGUCAAUAGGGUUUAUAAAAUGAAACAAGACCAACUCAUUGCUGAUAUUAAGAAGGGAAAAGUUUUUGGACCAGUUGUGGCAGGUAUUUUUCUUUUCCCAACAGUAUGCAGAACAAUAAAAUAUGUUAGCUCUUAGUAUAACCAAUUUUUUGCUCUGUUGCAGUGCUACACAGUACUGAGUUUCAAAAGAGAGGCCUACCACAUGUACACUGCCUUACAUGGCUAAAAAACAAAAGCAAAGUAGAUACACAAUCCAUUAUAGAUUCUUACAUUAGUGCUGAAAUUCCUGACGUUCGUACUGACCCACUAGGAUAUGCGCUUGUAGAAGAAUUUAUGAUGCAUGGUCCAUGUGGCACUAUGAAUGAUAAAUGCCCUUGCAUGAAAAAAGGUUCAUGCUCAAAACAUUAUCCAAAGCCUUUUAACAAUGAGACAUCAAUUGAUCAACAAGGUUUUCCGAUUUAUAGACGUCGUGAUGAUGGACGUUAUAUAUACAAAAAUGAUUUCAAACUUGACAACAAAUCUGUAGUUCCGUACAACCUGAAGCUUUUGAAAAAAUACCAAUGCCAUAUAAAUGUUGAGUGGUGCAACAAAACAAAAAUUGUAAAAUACCUAUUUAAGUAUGUCACAAAAGGAAAAGACAGAUCCCGAGUUGUAUUUGAGACUAUUAAAGGUGGUACUGGUAAAGGUGAAAUUAAGAAAAGUAGGGAGAUUGAUGAAGUCCAAGAAUACUUAGAUUGCAGGCACUUGGUCCCUCAUGAUUCACUGUGGCGUAUAUAUGAAUUCCCUCUGCACUGCAAAAUGCCAACGGUUGAAAGAUUAGACAUACAUUUACCUGGCAUGAACUCUGUUACUUACAAAUCAAAUUCAAACCUGCAUUCUAUUGUGAAAAAUUCUAAGCACUUCAAGAAAACUAUGCUAACUGAAUGGUUUGUUGCAAACAAAAAAUUUCCACAAGCUCGCCAUUUAGCGUACUGUAAUUUCCCAACUGAAUGGAACUGGCAAGCAACGGAAAAAAUCUGGAAAAGAAAACCCACCAAAAGAACACCCACUGCUGCUACUAAGAUAGGUCGUGUAUAUUAUGUCCAUCCAUCUGCUGGUGAGCGUUUCUACCUUAGAAUGCUUUUAAUGGUUGUUCAAGGUGCAUCUAGCUAUCAAGAUUUACGUACAUUUAACACUAUCACCUAUGAAACCUUCAAAGAAGCUUGUGCAGCCCGGGGAUUGUUAGGCGAUGAUACUGAAUGGUACACUGCAUUCGAUGAAGCUUUAGUAUGGGCAACAUCACGCCAGCUUAGGCAUCUCUUCGUAACCAUUAUUUUAUUCUGUAGCGUAGAUGAUGAACGUGCAUUUUAUAACAAAUAUUACUCAUAUUUAACCGAUGAUAUUCAGCUUAGGUACCGUGGUUUGUUAAAUGACCCAUCUUUUAUCGUGCCAGCAGACCAGUUACAGGAUAUGUUAAUAGAGGAACUAAAUCACCUUUUUAUGCGCAAUGGUUCUUCCAUAAGCAAUUUCAAUCUGCCACAAGCACGUUCAGUAGGUUCUGGAAGUCAGACUAAUAGGCUAAUUGAAGAAGAGUUUUCAUAUGAUUUAGCUGACCUGUUAGAAACUUCCGCUCAAUUAAACUCUAAGUUAAAUGCACACCAAAGAAAGGCAUAUGAAGAGAUUGUUGAUUGUGUUAUGAAUAAAAAACCUGGGUUUUUCUUCCUAUCGGGACAUGGUGGGACUGGUAAAACCUUUGUUUGGAAAGCUAUAUUGUCUUUCAUUCGUUCGAGAGGCAAAAUAGCACUUGCAGUUGCGUCAUCAGGAGUAGCUUCUCUUUUACUGCAAGGUGGCAGAACUGCUCACUCACGAUUUAAGAUCCCAAUAGACAUUGAUGAAACAACACUGUGCGAUGUGAAGAGGGGAACCAAUCUAAGUGACCUUCUCAUCCAAUGUUCUCUCAUAAUAUGGGAUGAGGCUCCUAUGACACAUAGGCACUGCUUUGAGACGCUAGAUAGGACUUUACGAGACAUCCUGGGGCAGUCAAAUCCUGAAGCAGCGACUGUACCCUUUGGUGGAGUGCCUGUCGUCCUUGGUGGGGACUUCAGACAGAUCCUACCUGUAAUCGAAGGUGGCUCACGUGCCCAAAUUGUUGGUGCAACAAUCACAAUAUGCGUCUAUCAAACCCAAAUUUACUGCCUGAACAACAGUUAGAGCUAAAAGAAUUCAGUGAAUGGGUCUUAGCUGUAGGAGAUGGCAAGGUUAAUGAAAAUGAUGGUGACUUACAUUUAAAUAAAGACGAGAUAAAAAUACCAAAUGACCUUCUUCUCAAUUGUAAUGGUGAUGCAAUAGGUGCUAUAAUAGACGCAGUAUAUGGUGACCUACAGACUAGAUUUUCAGAUGUAGAGUACCUCAGUAGUCGUGCUAUUGUUUGUCCAAACAAUGAUACCGUUGAUGCUAUCAACGAACGUGUAUUACAAAUGCUUCCUGGUGACUCUUUUGAACAUUUAAGCUGCGAUUCUAUGUCAAAAAUGAGUGACAAGCUAGGAGACUUUGAUGAACUAUAUAAUACUGAAUAUUUAAACUCAAUUACAAUCAGAAAUU